Molecule: messenger RNA, 1749 nt
Organism: Heterostelium album PN500
Lineage: Eukaryota; Evosea; Eumycetozoa; Acytosteliales; Acytosteliaceae
Gene: brf1
Product: transcription factor TFIIIB complex subunit
Exons: 5
Coding region: 1-1749 (582 amino acids)
Biological process (GO): transcription preinitiation complex assembly; transcription by RNA polymerase III; DNA-templated transcription initiation
Cellular component (GO): nucleus; transcription factor TFIIIB complex; transcription preinitiation complex
Molecular function (GO): RNA polymerase III general transcription initiation factor activity; RNA polymerase III type 3 promoter sequence-specific DNA binding; TBP-class protein binding
Source: RefSeq, a predicted model, not a curated record
AUGUCAAAGAAAGUAUGCCCUGAUUGUGGCGGUACUUCUUUUGAUUCAUCAAAUGAUGGAUCUACUGUUUGUGUAGCAUGUGGUAAAGUAAUUGAUUCAGCAAAUAUUGUCUCUGAAAUUCAAUUCAGUGAUAGCUCUGGUGUUAUGGGUACGUUCGUUAGUAAGAGUGGUGGAGGAUCUCGAUCGUAUCGUAAUCUAGGUAGAGACUCUAGAGAGCUUUCCAUUGAGAAUGCUCGUCGUCGUCUUCAUAUGAUUGCAUCACAGGUCAAUCUAAAACAACAUCAUAUAGAUAUGGCAUUGAGAAUGUAUCAACUUGCUAUCGAACACAACUUUACAAAAGGUCGUAGAACUCAGAAUGUUGCUGCUACCUGUCUAUACAUUGUUUGUCGUAGAGAAUCAACUCCACGUAUAUUUGCAAAUAGUUUGGAAUUUGAAGAGAAGACACAAGAGGUUGCUGCGACUGCACUCAAGUUGGUGGCGAGAAUGAAGCGUGAUUGGAUGGCAACAGGUAGACGUCCCUCUGGUAUUUGUGGUGCGAGUCUCUUUAUUGCAGCAAAGAUGCAUGGAUUCACUAGAACAGUUCGCGAAAUCAUACAGAUCGUCAAGAUUGGUGAGACUACACUCACUAAAAGACUUGAUGAAUUCAAGCAGACUCCGGCUUCGAUGAUGCGUAUCUCUGAAUUUGAAGCGGUAGAGAUCGAAGGUGAAUGCGAUCCACCUUCAUUCACAAGGAACAGAGAAAAAGAUGCUAAACAAGCGAGAAAAGAGGAACUAUUGAAACUCAAGAGAGAAAAACUAGUGAAGGAAUUGAAAGAGAUUGGAGGUAAAUCAGAAGAAAAGGAUGAAGAAGAGGAAGAGGAGAAAUCAGAAGAAAGUGAAAAGAAAGCAGAAGAUGGUGAAAAGAAAAUAGAAGAUGGCGAAAAGAAAACAGAGGAAGGUGAAAGUAAAGUGAAAACAGAAGCAGCAAGUGAAACACCAGCGAAAAAGAAGAGAAAAACAAAAGCAGAAAAAGCUAAACAAGAACAAAUCGAUAAAGAAAAAGAAGAAGAUCAAAAAACAGAGGAUGAAAUCAAUGAGAUUUUGAUGGAUCAAAAGUGUCGGACAAAAGAUGAGUUAGAGCUUUUACCAUCGACAUUGGCUUUUUCUUUGAAAUCAAGAUUGGAUUUUAGUGCACCAUUACCACCACUUACAACCAAAAUCGUUGAAUAUCCAAGAAUCAACGAUGAAGUUGAUCCAAGUGUUUUCGAGCCAACUGCCACCUUGGAUGAUCUCUCUGAUGAAGAACUUGACACUUAUAUUGAAGAUGAUAAAGAAACUAUUUAUGCAAAAGAUGUAAUUUGGUCGGAAAUGAAUAAAGAAUGGAUUGUUAAACAAGCACAAAGAGAAAAGGAAAUAGCAGAGGCAGAAGCAGCCGGUGUGCCAGUUAGAAGAAAGAAAACAAAGAAGAGUGCCACUUCUUCGGAGGAAGCAUUACAGGAAUCGAUUAGAAACAAAGCAAAGCAAGAGCGUAUUAUGAAUCUAUUCAAGAAUUUGAUUCAUACAGGAGAAAAUGUCAAGCAGGAGAUUCUUUCACCAAGCGGUGUUGGCUCUACACCAGGAGCCGGCAAGAGAUCGAGACUUUCAACAGCAGCAGCAGAAGACGAACCCGAUGAAGAAGAGGAAGAAGAAGAAAGACCAGCUACCUCUCUUUCUCAUAGUUUACUUAGUCAACAACAAUAUGAUAAUGAUUAUGAUGACGAUGAAUAUUAA